This is a messenger RNA of Lingula anatina, 1931 nucleotides long. Its product is annotated as nephrocystin-1-like. Gene Ontology annotation, biological process: protein localization involved in establishment of planar polarity. NCBI's taxonomy places the organism in Eukaryota, Metazoa, Brachiopoda, Lingulata, Lingulida, Lingulidae. Gene Ontology annotation, molecular function: protein binding. The record is from RefSeq and is a predicted model, not a curated record. Gene Ontology annotation, cellular component: cytoplasm; cilium.
AUGCUAUUUAUUUUGGAGGAGGAAAAUGAAGAUGAUGAAAAAGAAGACACUAAAACCCCAAGAAGUGGCAAAAAGUUGUGGAGCAGCAUAAAAAAGAGUCUUAAAGAGACUAGUGCCACUGAUGUAUUGCAUGCUAUGGGUGCUGUGCCAUCAGGAUUCAGGCUUCCUACACUGGGAAAACUCUAUGCUGAUGGGGAUGAAUACACCAUGAAGAACUAUCUCAUUCCAAAGCUGAGUACUUCUAAUCUGUCAUUCAGGGACCUGUUUUUCAACCCAGUGACCAAUAAGAUCAGACCCCGUCCUGUUCGCUUCCAAAAGAUUGUCACACUCCAGGCAGCUAGACAAAUUCCACAUGCAGGAACAGGUAUAGAAGUAAUUAACUACUGUGUGAGAAUGUGUCUCUUUGAUGGGGCAAAGGUGCUUAGCAACAUAGUGACAGUGAGGUCAUUUUGUACAGACAAAGAACUGAAAAACUGGUCUUUUCAUACAAAGUUGACUGACAACCUACCUUGUGUUGACUAUGCAGAGAUAUUUGUCCGUGACAACAAAGGAGACAAAGAUAUAGGUGUACUGUUUGAGUUAUGUUUAGGAUAUAAAAGAGUGAAAACUGGUGAACUGGGAGAGUUUAGCUGUGGCUGGGCCCAUCUGCCUCUGUUUGCUGAAGAUGGUACCCCAGCUCUUAAUAAAACAUAUGACUUAUAUGUAAAUGGAGGUACACCAUAUGAAAAAGGCAUUGAAGUAGACCCCUCAGUAAGCAGAAGAGAGAGUACCAAUAAGUGGCGAGCCUUAGUGUCCAAAAACAGACAGCCCAGGCUGUCAGUCAAACUGUCAGCACCCACCAAGGAGCAGAAAGAACAACUAGAUACAUUACCAGAUGUGCUAGUUGGCAGUAUGUGUCACCUAGGGUCCUUGUCCUACUACAGGCAAUUCCUGGCAGAUGCUUUACUUAGAGACAGAUUAGAUAUGCAGUCUACAGAUUUGGUCCACAGCCCAUUCCUGAUGUCAUUUCCUUCUGUGAUGGAGCAACCAGAUAUAUUAGAUGUAUUUAGAGCUUCUUGGAUUGAAAAAUUAAAAAUCACAAAGAGAGGAGACAAGCGAGAUGCAGAGCACAUGAAGGAGUUGUUUCGUCAAACAUUUCUGGAAACAUGCUACCCCUUAUGUCAUUCAGCCAAUUUACAACAUUACAAAUUUGGGGAUGCUGAUGUAGAACAGAAUAGAGCAGCAGAGCUGACAAAGAUUGCACAGAUGAACAAGGAGAAGAAUUCAGCCCUGGCUGCUCUCCUAUCACCGGAUGUAGCACAUUUGCCUUUCGACAUGAAAGAAUUGUCCUUUGAUGUGCUUGGGCCAUUCUGCCUGGUCAAGUGACAUUGUUUACGAAUUGACCUUUGGCAUCCUGGGAUGGCACACUCUGGGCAAGUUGCAAUUUUUUGCCUGGUUAAGUGACUUAAUUGACAUCAGCUGCCAUUUGGCAUGCUGGGACAAUUCUUUCUAGUUAUGUCAUGAUCAUUGACAAGAAAAUACUGACUAUUGUUAUUUUUUGCCACAGUUUGACUUGAAUCGAAGUUCAUGGGUAAUAUUUAUACACACAGGUGUAGUUCAGCUCCAAAAAUUAUGGUGCAAUUCAUGGAAAAAACAAGUGCUAUUUCACUGAUUAUUACUGUCAAUGGAAAAAUGGAGCAGAACAUAAAAUCUGUGCAGUGAAUUUGAAAUAAUGGCUAAAAAGUGCUAAGACAACUUGUGAAUUCUGCAGCAAGAGUUGCAAACAUAAGCAGACAGCAAAGUACAAGGCUGACUGCAUAGUAGAAUAACAUUUCUGUUGUUAACUGCCAUAAGUAAACUGCCUUAAAAUGGUAAUUAAAGCACAUGAUGACCUUUUUAUACACCAGACUUAAACAUACAAAUUUAGUGUGUCUAAAUUAUUCUUUUAUUUA